UGAGAUGAUCUCCAAAUAUUGUAUGGAUUUUAUAACUGAAGCUUGUUGUUCAGCAAGUGAAGCAGACAUGGCACGUUUAAUAGAACGGCGACAAGCAGAUACAAAGGCUGUCCAACACCUUUGGUCAGCUAUAGAAAUCAUCAGAAACCAGAGGCAAAUUGCUAACAUUGAUCGUAUUACAAAAUAUAUGUCCCGGGUUCACGGUAUGCAUCCCAAUAAGACCACACAUCAGCUUAGUUUAGCAUUGAAGGAUGGCCUUGUUGUCAAAACCUUCACCGUGGGAUGCAAAGGUUCAAAAGCUGGUAUUGAGCAAGAAGGAUACUGGCUGCCCGGGGAUGAGAUUGACUGGGAGACAGAAACUCAUGACUGGUAUUGUUUUGAAUGCCAUAAGCCUGGAGAGGUGUUGACAUGUGACCUGUGUUUUCGGGUGUAUCAUUCCAAGUGUUUAUCUGAUGAGUUCAGGCUUAGAGACAGCAGUAGCCACUGGCAAUGCCCAGUUUGCAGGAGCAUUAAGAAGAACAUCAGUAAGCAAGAGAUGAGCACCUAUUUGCACUUCAUUGUCUCCCGAAUGAAAGAACAGGCUAUAGAUCGAAACAAAAAAGGCAAAGACAACAAACAUCCAAUGUAUCAUCGACUAGUACACACAGCUAUUGAUGUUCCAACCAUACAAGAGAAAGUAAAUGAAGGAAAAUACAGAAGUUAUGAGGAAUUCAAAGCAGAUGCUCAACUGCUUCUACACAACACCGUGAUUUUUUAUGGAGUGGACAGUAAACAAGCUGAUAAAGCCAGGAUGCUUUACAAAGAUACCUGCCAUGAGCUGGAUGAACUUCAGCUUUGCAAGGUCUAUUUCUAUCUAUCAAAUGAGCAUCCUAAAAAUUCGUUCUGCUAUCCUUGUAUACCAAAUCAUGAACUGGUAUGGGCCAAAAUGAAAGGCUCUGGAUUCUGGCCUGCGAAAGUCAUGCAGAAAAAAAACAAUCAAGUUGACGUUUGCUUUUUUGGCCAUCACCACCAAAGGCCAAUCAACCACACUGGAUUGCCUUUGCAAGAUGAAAUUGGAGGUGGACAUGUUGUGGAGCUGCAACUGGAGGAAAAAGAUCUAACAAAUAAACAACAGGGCGCUUCUCUUUCUAGGGCCUGGAUUCCUUCUGAAAAUAUUCAGGAUAUCACCGUUAAUAUACACCGGCUACAUGUAAAACGUAGCAUGGGCUGGAAAAAAGCAUGCGAUGAGUUAGAGCUAUAUCAGCGUUUCCUUCGGGAUGGCAGAUUUUGGAAAUCAAAAAAUGAGGAUAAAGGAGAGGAAGAAGCAGAAUCAAGCAUUUCUUCUACCAGUAAUGAGCAACUAAAAGUUACUCAGGAGCCAAGAGCAAAGAAAGGAAGACGCAAUCAAAGUGUGGAACCUAAAAAGGAAGUAAGGAACAGCAUGGCAAUUAAAUACAUGCACUUGUGGGAACCAGAGCCUGAAACAGAAGCAGUCAGUUCAAGUCAGGAAAUUCCCACAAUGCCUCAACCCAUUGAAAAAAUUUCAGUCUCAACCCAGACCGAGAAAUUAAGUGCCUCUUCCCCUAAAAUGCUGCAUCGAAGCACCCAGACAAAUAAUGAUGGGGUGUGUCAAAACAUGUGCCAUGAAAAAUACACCAAAAUCAUCAGUGACUUAAAGGCUGAUCACAAGAGGGAAACUGAGAGAGUUGUGCGAGAAGCUAUUGAGAAGCUGCGCACAGAAAUGGAGGACGAAAAAAGGCAGGCUGUGAACAAAGCAAUUGCAAAUAUGCAGACUGAGUGUGAACAAAAGAUUAAGCAGGUGAAGAAGUGCACGGAGGAAUUUUUAGAAGAAGUCAAGAAGCUGGCCAGCCAGCACAAAUAGCUGAUCUCUCAGACCAAGAAGAAACAAUGGUGUUACAAAUGUGAAGAAGAGGCCAUGUAUCACUGCUUUGGAACACUUCCUAUUGCUCCAUCAAGCAUCAGCAGUAAUUGAAGAAAAUUUGAAUUUUGUUUGAUGAAUAUGAAUGAAGGUUUAAUAUUAUUUUGUUAGUUUAAAGAGAUGGAUUGAUUCUGGGAUUAUAUAUGUAUAGGGCUGAUUAAUAUUUUAUUGUUAUUAGGAUAACUAUUGUGUAGUGGAAGAAGAAAUAAAUGAGAUUGGUGAUAAAAUGAGGAAUGUGAGAGAUUAAGAAUUAGAAUUGAUAAAGUGUUGUUCUAAACUUAAACUAUGGUAAUAAACUAAAUAAGUUAUAAAAUAGGUUUAGUAGUAAUAGAAAUUUAAAAUAGAAAUGGAAUAUUUAAAUGUAUCAUGUUAAUCAAGGGAAAUAGAGAGGGGAUACUGAAAUGUAUUGAGUUGACUUGUUUAUAUAUGUUUUUACUUUUGAAUGUUGGAUCACCCAACCAUCACGGUGGGUCUUGAGUACUUUUUCUUAAGAAUCUAAAAAAACCAAUAAAAUGUGUUAAAAAAAAA
Crotalus tigris (Tiger rattlesnake) is the source of this 2446-nucleotide messenger RNA. Its product is annotated as zinc finger MYND domain-containing protein 11-like. The transcript is spliced from 16 exons. Lineage: Eukaryota; Metazoa; Chordata; Lepidosauria; Squamata; Viperidae. The record is from RefSeq and is a predicted model, not a curated record. Gene Ontology annotation, biological process: regulation of transcription elongation by RNA polymerase II. Gene Ontology annotation, molecular function: transcription corepressor activity; DNA binding; protein binding. The coding region runs from base 5 to 1861 and encodes 618 amino acids.